This is a messenger RNA of Diachasma alloeum, 5805 nucleotides long. RefSeq lists its product as uncharacterized. Lineage: Eukaryota; Metazoa; Arthropoda; Insecta; Hymenoptera; Braconidae. Gene Ontology annotation, cellular component: nucleus. The transcript is spliced from 8 exons. The record is from RefSeq and is a predicted model, not a curated record. Gene Ontology annotation, biological process: regulation of transcription by RNA polymerase II. Gene Ontology annotation, molecular function: DNA-binding transcription factor activity, RNA polymerase II-specific; RNA polymerase II transcription regulatory region sequence-specific DNA binding; zinc ion binding. Bases 153 to 5669 code for a protein of 1838 amino acids.
ACCCCCGGGGGAUCUCGACGACCCCCGAAAGCCACCGAGUGCAUUCUGUUCACUCGCAGUUGUGCCUCAGUGUCCGGAGAGUCAAACAAACGUACGCGUCCAAGCGGGCGCGGUCUCAGCCACCCGAAACUGGCGUUAAAUAUCAGUAAAAAAUGUCAUCCUACGACUGUAUGGACUUGUGCCGUUUGUGUCUCGUUAAGGAUCGUGUUUCCGUGCCAAUAUUCGAGGGUGAGGGCGAUGUGCGACAGAUUUUUCUCAAAAUCGCUGCCUGCCUACCGGUCAAGGUAGGAAGGGACGACAAAUUGCCCAAGAAAAUAUGCGACGACUGUGUGUACAAAGUAGAAUUACUUUACGACUUUUGGAAUACAACAGCUAACGCUGAGAAACAGUUACUACAAUGGUUAGGGGAAGAUGGAGAGGACAAACAGGGUUACGUGUCGAGUGUUAUGAAUUCAGAACUGAUGAAGCAAGAGACUGCAGAGAACAGACUGGACAGCUCAGCGAUGCAGACAGAGGAGCACCAGAACAACAUGAACAUGAACAUGAUGGACCAAAUGGGACUGACAAUGCCAAUAAUCAUGUCCACAGACCAGCAACAAAUCACCUCAGUACCUAUGGCAUCGAGUGGAAAUAAUAUUCAAGCUGUACCUGGUACAAGUUCACAAUCGUCUAGGGGAAGGAAGAGUGGAAACAAUGAGGAUGACGAGGAGGAGAGCGAGGAGGAUGAGAAUUCCGACGACGAGUGUGAUAAUGAUGGAGGAAUAAAUGUGAAAGAGGAAGCCCCAGACACUGGUAGAAACGUGGAGCCAUCGUUCGUCAACGUAUCAAUACCCUGUGACGAGGCUGGACCGUCUGGCCUCCAGCAACAGAAGCUCACAGAGAUGCCUGAAAUGGUAAUGGCCCAAUCAUCAGAAGGCGAUCCCAAGUCUGGAGCACGAACUCCAGGAGUCCACUUCUGCCAGAAAUGUCAGAUAGAAUUCCCCCUGGAGAGGAUGAUGAGGCGCCACAGGAGAUUUCACACGGCGGCUAUGAAUAAAAACCUUCAGAGGGAUCCUCUAACGACGAGCAAACCCACGAGACUGAGAGUCCACGAGAAACCAUGUGAAGUCUCCCCCCAACUUGGGAAGAAAAAAAUCACCAAAACCUCGUCCUCAUCGUCCUUAAAGCAAGAAAGCCCAGAAGUCAUUGAGGAAGAAGCCCUGGAGGAGGACCUCCUCGAGGAGAUCGAGUCGUCCCUUCCCCAGGACCCCUCGAAACCCAGCAUGGAGGUCUACAGGAUCACCCUCCGCCCCAAGAAGCCCACCCCCUCCCCCCUGAAAUGCGACAUGUGCAGCUACUCGUGUUCAAAACGAAACACCCUCUACGCGCACAAGCGAAAGCACAGCCUGGGGGUUCAGCCGGAAGUCUUCUGCUGUGGUGAGUGUCCCUUCAAGACGACGAAGAAGGCCUCUCUGUACUCCCACCUCUGGAAGAAGCACAAGGACCCGAAGGAGAAGGAGCCCGAGCUCUUCUCCUGCAGUCAAUGUGACUACAAAAACAAGAAUAAGUACGAGUUGAAGGUGCACAUAACGAGGAAGCACACUGACGACUACAAAUUCUCGUGUGAAACCUGUGGUAAGAAGUUCAAAGUGAAAGGGGAUUUGACGAAUCACGUGAGAUUCACUCACAGAGAGCAGCCGGUGAUCUGCGACGUCUGUGGGAAAACCUGUCUCAACAGCAAUUCUCUCUACGUGCACCAGAAGUUUGCGCACUACAAGGCGAAAUACGAGUGCCCAAUCUGCAAGAGACGAAUGGUAACUCAGGAGAACCUCGACGAGCACAUGCUCCGACAGCACGAGAAGAGGGAGAACGUCGUGUGCGAGGAGUGUGGAAAGUCAUUCUCGAGGAAUAGCAGACUCAAAGUUCAUAUGAGGAUUCACACUGGGGACAGACCGUACAUCUGUCAUGUUUGUAAUAAGGCUUUCGCGAGGAGAACAGCGUUGAAGCAACACCUGUUGAUUCACACUGGGGUGAGACCGUACGUCUGUGACAUCUGCGGAAAGGCUUUCACACAGAAGCCAGGGCUUAUCAGCCACAGAAAGUCACAUCCUGGGACGCACGACAAUCACGGCCUCUUCAUCUUCGAUCGCGCCUCAGUGGUAAUGCGAAAAUGGCAGAUACUGGAGUUCGACGGAAAGCCCUACUACGCCUUCGUCCCCGAGAACGAGGAGCCCCUGGACCCCGACGAUAUCCCAAGCCUGGACGACCCCGAGGAGCCCCCCAGCACAACAAAACUGAAGCUAGAGGCUCUAGAAUCCGACGAAGAAGCCCUGGAGAACGACGAGAGCUUCUACGACUACCAGCUGUCGUCCCCCGAGGACCAGGACCCCGAGGACUCCUCCCAGGACGUGAAACCCAUUCUCCUGAACGGAAUAACAGACACUGGAAAAUCCGACGAGGGGGAUUUGUACCAGGUGAAGAUCGAGGGUAGUGUUAUCACGCUGGAGAAGCUAGCAGAGGACGUGCAGGCCUCAAAAUCAUCGGAGUCAAUUCUCCCGGAGCUCGAGGAUGACCAGACGGCCGACGAAGACGCUCACCAGGAGCCCUCGGACCACGAGGAGCCCGACAGACUCGAGGACGACGAGGAGCAGCCCCAGGAGGUGCCGAAUUACGAGAAGAAACGCGAGCUAGAGGCGAUUGAAUUCGUGGGAGUCGACGCCGAGGACGAGGACGAGGAGCAGGUGGACGACGUCGAGGCCGUUUCCCAGAAGUCGGAGGUCUCCCCUCAGGCCUCGACGAAGCAGAAAAAAACUAGGUACAGGCAGGCGUUGCCAACAGCCUCAGUAACGCUCAAGUGCAAGGUCUGCGGGGAGACCUUUGGCUCGGCGAUAGCCUUCAGGAAGCACGUGGCCUGGACCCACAAGAAGAAGGUCUGCAUCCAGGAGGACGGGGCCUUCAUCUGCGCGGUGUGCGACUACAGAACCCUGAAGAAGAGUCUGUUUGCAGCGCACCUCGAGAGGAAGCACGAGACCUGGCCGAGGAAGGGCCAGGGGACUCUGGUGUUUCCCUGCGCUGUCUGCGGUUUCGUCUGCAGGUCCAAGCACUCCCUCCAGUCCCACUUCAUCAGAAAGCACACGGACAAGUACGAGCACCAGUGCAAGUUCUGCCCCAAGAAGUUCAAGGUCAAGGGGGAUCUGACGAACCAUGUGAGGUUUCAUCACAAGGAGAAGCCGAUUAAUUGCGACGUUUGUGGGAAACUCUGUCAGAACACUGGGUCUCUGUAUGUUCACCAGAAGUGGGCGCAUUACAAGCCGAAGUACGAGUGCUCAAUCUGCAAGAGGAGGAUGGUGACUCAGGAGAACCUCGAUCAGCACAUGGUGACGCAGCACGAGAAGAGGGAGAAGAUCGUUUGUGCGGAGUGUGGGAAGACCUUCACGAAAAAGGAUUCGUUCAAGAGGCACAUGGCUGUGCACACUGGGAGCAAGCCUCACGCCUGUCCAAUUUGCUCGAAACCGUUUGCCAGGCAGUCUCAGCUGAGACAGCACGUGCUCAUUCACACCGGGAAGAGGCCUUUUGUGUGCGAUAUCUGUGGGAAGGCGUUCACUCAGAAGCCGGGGCUAAUCUGCCACAGGAAGACACAUCCCGGACCUCAUCCACCCCUUCCUGUCAUGCCUAUUGCGGAUUUGGUGAAUGAGUUCACGGCUGAGUACCUUCAGGAGACUAGCAAUGUCGGGCAAGAGGACGAGGAGGAGGAGGAGCUCGAGGGGGAGGAGGAGGAGGAGGUCGAGCAGAUCGACGAGAUCAGCGAAUACGCGCCGAUGCCCUACAUCAAAGUGAAGCAGCUGAAGGACCUGCAGGAGACGCCCCCCCAGCCGCCCCUCAUGAAGAAUCUCCUGCUGAUGGACGGUUACAAGCUGAAGCUCACGUGCAAAGUCUGCGCCGACGUAUACUUCGGGGCAUCGACAGACCCCGCAGCCCGCGAAUUCGCUCGAGUCCACCAGAAUGUUCACAGCCACAAGUGCCUCAUCUGCCCGAAGAGGUACCUCCGCAAGGAGAACCUAGUGGCCCACCUGUCUGACUCCCACAGAGGCGACUGUUUCUUCUGCGACAACUGUCCUCACGCAGUGCGGGACAAGAAUUUUCUGAUAAGACACAUGAAGAAGAAGCACCCCGAACUAGUCGACGAAGAGGACAUGAGCGAUAAAUACAAGAGUCUGAAGCAGCUGAGAAACCGCGAGGUGGUGGUUUACCAGAAUCGUCUGCCCACCGAGAUGAACAGUGGCCUGAAGCAGUUGAGAAACCGCGACGUUCUGGUGAGGGAGGAGAAGGAGGAGAACUUCGUCUGUCACCACUGUGGCUACGUGACAAAGGACAAGGCCAAGUUGGCGAGCCACGCGGCCCGGUACCACAACCAGCAGAAGUAUCCGUGCAAGAAGUGCAAGAAGAUAUUGCUGACGCAAGAGGGUUUUGAGAAGCACAUGGAGAGCCACAAGCAGCCACCAAAGACGUACACCUGCGACGAGUGUGGAAAAAACUUUGCGGGAGCCUGGAAUCUCAGGAAGCACAUUUUGUCGCACAGUGGGGUGAAACCACAACAGUGCACCAUUUGCGAACGCAGGUUCUCGUCGAGGAGCUCGUUGAGGCAACACUUGUUGACGCACACGGGGAAGAGGCCGUACGAGUGCGAUAUCUGUGGCAAAACGUUUGUGCAGAAGCCAGCGUUGACGGGACAUCGCAGACAACACGGGGGCAAACUUCCACCCAUGCCCAAAGUUUAUAUUGAUUCUUUUAUUAAGGAGGUCGCUCCCAGUGCUAUCAGCCACCUUUCGAAGACACCGGUGGAGCAAAAUUUCAGAUUCCCCAGAAAGCGUUCGACGAAGAAAAAUCCAAGAACGGGUCACAAGUGUUCCCACUGCAGCGCAAGUUUCUCCCACGUGAUGAAGCUGGUGGAGCACCUGAAGAACACCCACAGCGUGACGCACGCCUUCAGCUGUGACGAGUGCGGAAAGACAUUCAGAAGCCCAAUGAACAUCGCAAGACACAAGAUCAUUCACUCGGGCGUGAAGAAGUACAAGUGCGAUUUGUGUGACUACAGCUGCCACCAGAAGACAAACCUAGAGUUCCACAAGAAGCGACACAUGCGGGACUUCGGAUUCAAGUGCAAUCUCUGCGAGAAGGCAUUUCUCUUCAAGUGUGAGCUGCUGGCUCACGAGAAUGUCCACAAGAAUAUAAAGGCUUUCAGGUGCGAGCAGUGCGGAGCUGCUUACAUCCACAGGAAGAACCUGCUGGUCCACGAGAGGCAGUAUCACGGAGAGAAGAAGAACAGUGGAGCUGUCCAAAAGAAGUCCUCGAAGGUCCUCUGCGCGACCUGCGGCAUGAAGCUGUCCAGCAGGAGCGCCCUGAGGGCUCACGAGACCAUUCACACAGGCGAGAAGAAGGAAAUCUGUGAUAUUUGUAAGAAGGGGUUCGCCACAAAGUCGGGCUUAGUCGUCCACAGGAGGAGUCACACCGGGGAAAAACCGUACAGCUGCAACCAGUGCAGCAGGGAAUUUGCGCAGAAAACGUCUCUCAUCAUUCACCUGAGGUACCACAACAACGACAGACCUUAUUCCUGCAAGAGAUGUGGGAAAGGAUUCGUCUCGAGGACUCGUCUUACUAGUCACGUAAUCAAAGUUCAUGGGGUGGUUUGAGGGGGCGAUAGGAGAGACGUCAUCUAGAGGGAGGGAAAAUUUAUUGGGUAAUUAAGUUCUUUGCAUUUUCCACUGUUUCUAAUCAAUUUAAUUGAGCUGAGGAUGCAAUAAAGUAUUGAUCUGCCAGGAUAUUUGA